Messenger RNA from Capsicum annuum, 2210 nucleotides. RefSeq names its product internal alternative NAD(P)H-ubiquinone oxidoreductase A1, mitochondrial. The transcript is spliced from 8 exons. Bases 433 to 1938 code for a protein of 501 amino acids. The record is from RefSeq and is a predicted model, not a curated record. NCBI's taxonomy places the organism in Eukaryota, Viridiplantae, Streptophyta, Magnoliopsida, Solanales, Solanaceae. Gene Ontology annotation, molecular function: NADH dehydrogenase activity.
GAGGAGGAUUGCCCAAGCCUUAUAAAGAGACCACUCAUCUCAUUAACCACCACCAAUGUGGAUUUUCUUUUCAAUCUUUAACAGAAAUACUUAGAUGUGCAUUCUCAAUGUUGUGGUCUUGAGUUGUCAGUUGCCAAGUUAAGGUUCAUAUCUAUGUACUAUGCCUAUAUUAUUUACACCAGUUGUUCACAUAUGAAUGUACCAUUGGUUGAAGUGGUAAACUUUUGUCUGCUUAUAGAAUUUUGGACAAUUUGAACAAUCUCUGAGCUAGCUUUUUGGAAGAAUCUCAAAAUCCAUUUUCUUUUAUCAUUUGGGAUGAAAUUUAGUUUUGGCUUCUGUUAUUCCUUACUGUUACUGCUGCAACUCAAGUCUUGAGUAUCUAACUCUUCAUGCAUUGGAUGAACAACUAAAAAGUAGAAAAUUUCUAACACAAUGCCAUGGUUCAAGAAUCUCAUCAAAAUCUCCUCUACCAUUUUGAACCAAUCAUCAUCUUACAAAUCUAUGACCCCACUAGUCUCACCUUCACUUACCCAAUUUCUACAAUUCACUAAAGACUACUCUACCAAUAAUAAUGGGAUUACUAAUCAUCAUGUUGCUGGUUUGGAACCAACAAAAAAUGACCAAAAGCCAAGGGUGGUCGUGUUAGGCUCUGGAUGGGCAGGUUGUAGGUUAAUGAAGGACAUUGACACUAACAUUUAUGAUGUUGUUUGUGUGUCUCCUAGGAACCAUAUGGUGUUCACUCCAUUAUUGGCAUCUACUUGUGUUGGUACUCUUGAGUUUAGGUCUGUUGCUGAACCAAUUGGAAGGAUUCAACCUGCUAUUUCAAGAGAACCAAGUUCUUUUUUCUUUCUUGCUAAUUGCAGUGCCAUUGAUUUUGAUAAUCAUACGGUACAAUGCCAAACUGUGACAGAGGGAGUUGAAACCGUGGAGCCGUGGAAUUUCAAUAUCUCAUAUGACAAGUUAGUCAUUGCAUCUGGAGCAGAAGCUUUGUCAUUUGGAAUUAAGGGUGUAAGCGAGCACGCUACUUUUCUUCGUGAAGUUUACCAUGCUCAGGAAAUUCGGAGGAAACUACUUCUAAAUCUCAUGUUGUCUGAUGUUCCUGGAGUUAGUGAGGAAGAAAAGCGUCGACUCUUACACUGUGUUGUAGUUGGAGGUGGUCCGACAGGAGUCGAGUUCAGUGGCGAACUUAGUGACUUUAUCCGUAAGGAUGUUCAUCAAAGAUAUUCUCAUGUCAAAGACUACAUUCGUGUCACGUUGAUUGAGGCAAAUGAGAUACUGUCCUCCUUUGAUGAUCGUCUGCGUACAUAUGCAACUAAACAGUUGACUAAGUCAGGAGUUCGUCUUGUACGAGGCCUUGUCCAAGAUGUGCAACCAGAGAAGAUAAUUCUUAGUGAUGGCACAGAAGUCCCUUAUGGUCUAUUAGUGUGGUCUACCGGUGUUGGCCCUUCACCUUUUGUCAACUCACUUGAUAUACCAAAAGCUAAAGGAAGGAUUGGAAUUGAUGAAUGGUUACGCGUCCCAUCAGUACAAGAUGUAUACUCAAUUGGUGAUUGCAGUGGUUUUCUUGAAAGUACAGGCAGACAAGUGCUUCCAGCACUGGCUCAAGUUGCAGAGAGGCAGGGAAAAUAUCUAGCAAGUCUGUUGAACAAAGUGGGUAAAGAAGGUGGAGGGCAUGCCAAUUCUGCACAAAACAUGAACUUUGGAGAUCCAUUUGUCUACAAACAUUUGGGAAGCAUGGCUACUAUUGGAAGAUACAAGGCCCUUGUGGACCUCAGAGAGAGCAAGGAAGCAAAAGGUGUAUCCCUAGCAGGAUUCACUAGUUUUUUUGUUUGGCGUUCAGCAUAUCUGACUCGUGUAGUAAGCUGGAGGAAUAAGUUUUAUGUUUUAGUUAACUGGUUGACAACCUUAAUCUUUGGUCGUGACAUAAGUAGGAUAUAGACACAAAAACAAAAAUGGUUCCUUGAGUUUCACCAUAAGGUAUCAUGCAUGUACUCUUGUGCGCUCGUUGGAUUUUGUGCAAGCAGCGUCUGUCUAUUAUCAAGAUUUCGAUUAGGGGUUGUAGAGAUCACGGAGAUGUACUUCAUGUCCCAAAAUGUUUUACUUUGCAUUAUUUUCAUAUGACGUCGGUGUAUUUGUACAUAUUCAUACCAACUUUUAAGAAAAAAAAAUAUGUACAUAUUUAUCGAAUGAAAAUUUUUAGAUUGUUGUUA